GAAGCUUGCUCGGACACUUUUCCUAUGGAAGAUAGAAGUCCAUGAGCAGAAGGAGAAAGUAUAUGAAAUGAGACGUUGGAAUGAAGCACUUGUAACAAAUAUGUUACCUGAACAUGUGGCUCGACACUUCCUUGGUUCAAAGAAAAGGGAUGAGGAGUUGUACAGCCAGUCAUACGAUGAGAUUGGUGUCAUGUUUGCCUCAAUUCCCAACUUCUCUGACUUUUACACAGAGGAGAGCAUCAAUAAUGGUGGCAUUGAAUGCCUUCGGUUUCUCAAUGAGAUCAUCUCAGACUUUGAUAGUCUGCUUGAUGAGCCGAAAUUUCGCUACAUCACAAAAAUCAAGACAAUUGGGAGCACCUACAUGGCAGCAUCAGGUGUCACCUCUGAUAUAAAUGAUGGUUACAUCUGCAUGAAGAGGGAAGAGCAGUCUCACAAAGAGCGUUGGCAGCACCUAGCUGACUUGGCAGACUUUGCUCUGGCCAUGAAGGUGACCCUAAUGAACAUCAACUACCAGUCAUUCAACAACUUCAUGUUACGUAUCGGUAUGGCUUUUUCCUUUACCUGGGGAUGUGGGUUAAACUGCUGCUGUUGCCAUUUAUAGUUAAGGCCAAAGGUU
Molecule: messenger RNA, 616 nt
Organism: Cyprinodon variegatus (sheepshead minnow)
Lineage: Eukaryota; Metazoa; Chordata; Actinopteri; Cyprinodontiformes; Cyprinodontidae
Product: adenylate cyclase type 3-like
Exons: 4
Coding region: 68-601 (177 amino acids)
Biological process (GO): adenylate cyclase-activating G protein-coupled receptor signaling pathway; intracellular signal transduction; cAMP biosynthetic process
Molecular function (GO): adenylate cyclase activity
Source: RefSeq, a predicted model, not a curated record